Molecule: messenger RNA, 1702 nt
Organism: Leptidea sinapis
Lineage: Eukaryota; Metazoa; Arthropoda; Insecta; Lepidoptera; Pieridae
Product: myrosinase 1-like
Exons: 11
Coding region: 60-1649 (529 amino acids)
Biological process (GO): carbohydrate metabolic process
Molecular function (GO): beta-glucosidase activity
Source: RefSeq, a predicted model, not a curated record
CAGGCGCAACUUGCUGUACAUUAGAAACUGAAAUAUUUGUAUGAAGUGUAGUUCUGACAAUGAUCGCGAAGUUGUUAGUCGUGUUUUGUAUCCUCGUGAAGUCAGCUGUGAGUCAUGGACUGUCAUUCCCACCGCACUUCAAAUUUGGCGUCGCCACAUCAGCAUAUCAGAUUGAAGGAGCAUGGAAUACUAGCGGUAAAGGUGUAAAUAUUUGGGACACUUUCUCCCAUAAAAUGUUGGAUCAAGUUGAGGACCACACGACUGGCGACGUGGCCUGCAACUCCCACGAGCUGUACAAGAGGGACAUUGAUAUGGUGGAGGAAAUGGGCUUACAAUUCUACCGGUUCUCAAUAUCGUGGUCUCGAAUCUUGCCCCAUGGAUUCGCCACGAAAGUAAACAAAGCUGGUGCUAUGUACUACCACAAACUAAUAGACGAAUUACUCAGGCGAGGGAUCGAACCUGUGAUAACCAUGUACCAUUUCGAUUUGCCUCAAAUACUUCAAGAUCACGGUGGCUGGUCGAAUCCACUAAUUGUUGACUGGUUCACGGAUUACGCCCGGGUAUUAUUCUCUUUGUACGCUAAGAAGGUCAAGUCCUGGAUCACGAUCAACGAGCCCCUAAUUCUCUGCGACUUCAACUACAAUACCGGAAUAUUGGCACCCGCUGUCUUGGAGCCAGAACUGGGACCUUAUCUUUGUAACAGACAUAUUCUGUUGGCGCAUGCUAAGGCUUGGAGGCUGUAUGAUGAACACUACAAACCAAGAUAUGGAGGGAAAGUAGGAAUAGCCAAUAACCCAGUGUGGAUAGAGGCAAGUUCUCCUGAGCAUGAAGAAUUGGCUGAACUGGCUCGACAAUUCGGUAUCGGCCGUUAUGCACAUCCUAUAUAUUCCAAAGCUGGCGGAUGGCCUCCGAAGGUAAUAAAAUUGAUGGAGGAGUACGGCAGGAGGAUGGGAUACGCUUCUUCACCUCUACCCCCAUUUAGUGAAGAAGAGAUUAAAUUAAUAAGAGGUACUUACGACUACUUCGGUCUCAACUUCUACACCAGUCGGCAGAUUCGGCCAUCCAGGCCAGGUGAUGAUCUCAGCAAGUGGAUAUUCGGAGGGUCACCAGUCCUCAAUGCUCAGCUAGAAAAUUCAGAAGACUGGCCACCGACUGCUACUGACGAGGUUUCAUUUUAUCCUGCGGGGAUCAGACAUCAGCUCGUCUGGCUACGUCGAACCUAUGGGAACUUAUCGUUUUGGAUAACGGAGAAUGGCAGCGGAAGUAUACAUGAUAUUCACGAUGAAGACCGAAUUGAAUUCAUCAGGGAACAUCUCAAAGAGAUAAGUCACGCUAUCAGAGAAGGUGUUAAUGUGGAGUGCUACACAUUGUGGUCUCUAAUGGACAACUUUGAAUGGGCCCGAGGUUACAGCGUCAAAUAUGGUUUAUACAAAGUGGACUUCAAUGAUCCGGAUAGAAGGCGGAUACCCCGAGAUUCUGCGCGUUUCUACGCUGAUGUGGUAAAGUCCCAUUCAAUCAUGAGUCACCACCACAACCGAAGGAAACCACCUCACCCCCACCAAAGCCCCAAUAGAACCUCACAAGCGUACUUAGAUGUAAGAACUGUUGUAUUGUGUAUUUUUGUUGCUUAUUUAUUAAAUAAGUUGUAAUGUUUAUAUUAUAGUAUAAAACUCGUCAUAUUUAAUAAAUUAUUUGUAAGUCA